Apaloderma vittatum (bar-tailed trogon) is the source of this 659-nucleotide messenger RNA. RefSeq names its product lipid phosphate phosphohydrolase 1-like. Lineage: Eukaryota; Metazoa; Chordata; Aves; Trogoniformes; Trogonidae. The annotation marks the transcript as partial. The transcript is spliced from 3 exons. Gene Ontology annotation, biological process: phospholipid metabolic process; signal transduction; phospholipid dephosphorylation. Gene Ontology annotation, molecular function: phosphatidate phosphatase activity. The record is from RefSeq and is a predicted model, not a curated record.
ACUAUCAUUUUACUCUGGCCAUUCUUCGUUCUCCAUGUACUGCAUGCUCUUCCUAGCACUUUACCUUCAGGCCAGAAUGAAAGGAGACUGGGCAAGACUUGUACGACCUACUCUGCAGUUUGGUCUUAUUGCUGCAUCUGUCUAUGUGGGUCUCUCACGUGUUUCUGAUUACAAGCACCACUGGAGCGAUGUUUUGACCGGACUCAUUCAGGGAGCAGUGGUAGCUGUGCUCAUUGUUGUGUAUGUGUCUGACUUCUUCAAAGUGAGAGGAUGUACAUUUCAACCAAAAGAAGAUUCCCAUACAACCCUACAUGAGACCCCAACAAAUGGAAAUCACUUUGGCAGCAAUCAUCAACCAUGAAGAAUGACCCACCUCACCUACCCUGUUCUCUGAAAGGAAAAGUUUUCACAAAUCUAACCAUGUAAUUUAAGUAAGGGACUGCUGCUGCUCUUGGGGAUGCUCACUUUACCUGUAUAUAGUAACAUCUACCAGUUAUUGUGUAUCUAAACAUUAAAAUGUCUGUUGGUUCCAGCUUGUGCUUAAAAGAAAAAAGCUAUUCAAUUUUUUAUUGAAAACACAGUAACAGUUAUAUUACACUGCUAUUUGUACAUGCCUUGUUGAAAUAACUGUGAUUUAAAUAAACACCGUUAGAAGAAAU